Molecule: messenger RNA, 2421 nt
Organism: Oreochromis niloticus (Nile tilapia)
Lineage: Eukaryota; Metazoa; Chordata; Actinopteri; Cichliformes; Cichlidae
Product: chemokine-like receptor 1
Exons: 2
Coding region: 103-1194 (363 amino acids)
Biological process (GO): positive regulation of cytosolic calcium ion concentration; inflammatory response; complement receptor mediated signaling pathway
Cellular component (GO): plasma membrane
Molecular function (GO): complement receptor activity; G protein-coupled receptor activity
Source: RefSeq, a predicted model, not a curated record
CUUGCACAGAGUUAUAUUAACCUGUCAAAUCUUUAUUAGGCAUUUUUCUACAAUCAGUCCAUCCAAAACCAACAAGGCAACUUUACUUAAGGUCUCAAGACAAUGAUGGAGUCAACCACAAACUCCCUCAAUCAAAUCAAUACAACUGCUCUACCUGAUGGGAAUGCCCAUACAUUUAAGUAUCCCGGGUUGAAGCAGUCUCUCAACACCAUGUCUAUCAUUGUUUAUUCCCUGAUCUUUCUCCUUGGUGUGCUUGGGAAUGGAGUGGUUAUCUGGGUCACUGGGUUCAAAAUGAAGAAAACUGUUAACACAGUUUGGUACCUCCACCUUGCUGUGGCUGACUUCAUCUUUGCAGCAUAUCUGCCUUUGAAUGUGGCAUACAAGAUUUUGGGGAUGCACUGGCCCUUUGGUAAGAUCAUGUGCAGGCUGAACACCAUGGUGCUCUUUCUGCACAUGUUUGCUAGUGUCUACAUUCUGGUGGUGAUCAGUCUGGAUAGAUGCGUCUCUGUCGUGUGGCCCGUGUGGGCUCAGAAUCACCGAAAUCUGUGUAAGGCGUCCUGUGUGAGUCUCUGUGUUUGGAUACUGGCUUUCAUUCUCAGCGCUCCAUGUUUUUUCUUCAGGAACACUGAGAAAGUGUCUGAGAAAGGCAAAAUCCUCUGCUUCAACAGCUAUGCUAUUUCUGAUAACUAUGAAUUACCGUCUGUUAUUCAGAUGCAAAAGUUUCGUCAUCAGGCCAUGAUCAUCACUCGUUUCUUCCUGCUUUUUGUUGUUCCCUUCACUGUCAUUGUCUCCUGUUACGCUGUCAUCAUCCAGCGUCUCAGACGAAACCAUGUCCUGGCCAGCAAGUCAAGUCGCCCCCUCAAGAUCAUUGCUGCCAUUAUCAUCACUUUUUUUCUGUGCUGGGCUCCCUUUCACAUCAUGAGUCUUAUUGAGCUGGUGAAAUUCAGAGCUGCUGCUCCAAAUAAAACGUUAGUCUAUGUCAUUGCUGUUGGGAAUCCUCUUACUAGAAGUUUGGCAUUUUUUACCAGCUGCCUGAAUCCACUGCUGUAUGUGUUCAUGGGACAAGAUUUCAAGAAAGAAAUCCGCAAAUCCAUCCUGAAUUGGCUCGAGACUGCCUUCCAGGAUGUGGAGGCACACUCUCAUACUUACUCAAAGACAGUGGACACCAGUCAGAGCAAAGAGAAUCAGAUUUGAAUAUUGACAUGUGAAGUAAUGUAAGUAAGUAAUAAUCAUCAAUCUUGCACAAAAUCCCCAAAAUCUAUUUAUGCAAUUCCAGGUGCCUUUUUCACUUCUACACACAAACUUCAGCGGGCGCUGCUGUUCACUAAGCGGAGACAGCAUCAACAAAUAUAGUCCCGAUCAGAAGUUUCAGUUAAAGCAUUGUUUUUUGUGAGCAUUGCAUGCUCCCAUUUCUUCUCUUUGCAUGUUGAAGCUCUACCUGGACCUUUUUAAGAUACAAUCGUGUAAAAUAUGAUUUUUUGCCAUUUUCAAGUGGUCUUAACUUUUGAUUUGGACUGUAUUGAUGGGAUCUUAACAGUUGCGGAUUUUGCUUAGAAAAACUACAAAUGACAGUUUAAAUAUUGAAAGUAGUUUGAGCCACUCUUUUAGACAGUUUUCUAGUCGAGGUUUGAGUUGUGACUUCUACAAAAUAAACACUUUCAUAGAUGCUGUUAUGUCAAAAUCUUCAUGUGUGUACAUGCACAGACCACAUGUGCAUAAUGUUGUGCACAUAAACUCACCGAUGUAUAUGACAAGUUUGUGGCAUUAAAUUUGUAUUGUAAUUUAAAAAAAUGUAAUACAUACAUUUAAUACAGUUUUAAUAGACACCUUUCAAAACACUCAAGUACUCUUUAUAAGCAAAUCAAAUAAUAAAUUCAAAGUCUGGAUAAUAACAGCUGGAAGACACAAAAAAUCAGAGGCAACAACAGGCAAAAAGUAAGAAAGAGGAAAAAUAUCCACAGGCAAGUCCAGUGAACUGGACCUCAACAGUGUUUGUGGUCUUAUAAGCUCUUCCGGGAUUUUUAGUUUGCAUACUUGGAUUAGUGAAAUGAAUGAUUCAUAUCUUAUGCUAAAUAUAUACAGAUUUUUCUAUUAAAGUCCCCAUCUACAGCCUGUUGUUUCUUAGAUUCAGCAAUGAAACUGAGGCUACGUCCACACGUACACGGGUAUUUUUGAAAACAGAGAUUUUCCAUUUUUGUUUAAAAGAAAAAAUCCCGUCCACACACGCAGUUUUGAAAAACUAUGUCCGUCCACAUGUCAACGCUAAAAACGAAAUGUUGGCCAAUCAGAAGUCUAGCAGCCUGGGAGGGAAAGACUAAACAAGGUUUUGUACCCUCACAAAACCUUAAGUACUUCCAAAAAAUUUUGGUUUUCCUGGAAUGGCAGAUAAUUUUGUGUUACUUUUGUUGGGAUUUAGAGAUU